GGCGCGCAAGUGGCGAGCCGGCUGGUCCGAGUGCGAUGGUCGACCCCUUGUCACCGGGUAGGUUUUUCUUCAUGCUUCAUGAUCAGCGAAACCAAUGAGAGUCCGAUUGGUACUACCUGAAGAGCGAUGAGCGGGGCGGGGAAGAAAAUAGCAGAUGUUGCUGUUAAAGCAUCGAAGGGGAUCGAUUGGGAUGGAAUGGCGAAGCUUCUUGUUUCCGAAGAGGCGCGCAAGAAGUUCUCUUCUCUCCAUGUGGCCUUCGACGAAGUCAGAUCCACCCUCCAAACCAAAUUCAGCCAGGAACUAGAACCCAUAGAUUUGGAGUACUGCAAAAAAGGAGUUGGUUCAGGCUUGGUGGAUAUGUAUAAAGAGGCUUAUCAACAAUGUAAUAUAUGGGAUACGAGUAGGUCAAUGCCCAUCCAUUCUGAUGGUAGAGACGAUAGACUUGUCUGUGAGGCGGAUCCUAAGGACAGAGACUCGAUCAAGUCAGCCUAUACCAUAGCAUACAAAGCAGAAUCUCUGGUAAUUAAUAACCCAUUAAAUCCACCUUUUGUUCUUGAAAAAUCAAAUCUCAUGUUGAAUGAAUAUCUCGAAGCUGGGAACGCUCUUCAACAAGUUAAGAAGCGGAAAAAAUUGGCUCAAGUUAAAUGGAAAGCCCCAGAUGAAGGAGAAAUAAAAAUAAAUUUCGACGCUUCAAGAAAACAAAAUGGGCAGUGUGCCUUUGGGUGCAUUGUUAGAAAUCACCAGGGGUAUAUCCUAGAAACCAAAUCAGGAAAAAUUGAAAAAACUUCAACCCAGAUGGCUGAAGCAUGGGCAGCAAGGGUGGCCCAUGACCUAGCUAAAAAGUAUAAGCAUGACAAGGUUUGGAUCGAGGGUGAUUCAAGAUUAAUAAUCGAGUGUCUCCAAAUGAAGCUGGAGCCGCCUUGUAUGAUAAAAAAUCUCAUUGAUGAAUGCCAGGUUGCAGCAAGGGAGAAGUGCUUAGACGUUGGAUACAAACACAUUCUUAGAGAAGCAAAUCAAGCUGCAGAUUGGCUAGCACAUAGAGGCCAUACCAGUGUGAAGAUUGAUCAUGUCAAUUUACCUUGGGGUUUAAAGUUCAUUUGCCUAUUUGAUUUUUGGGGACGUGCUACCCCCAGAUCUGUGUAGCCCCUUUUCCCUUCAUCAGAAAAGAAUAACAUGUUCUUAUUACAUUUC
Molecule: messenger RNA, 1191 nt
Organism: Nelumbo nucifera (sacred lotus)
Lineage: Eukaryota; Viridiplantae; Streptophyta; Magnoliopsida; Proteales; Nelumbonaceae
Source: RefSeq, a predicted model, not a curated record